CAAAAGAGCCCGAGCCCGAGUCCAUGCCCCUGCCCCACAGGGGAAGAAACUCCCGCGUGGCUGGCUCCCGAGUAGCGAGCACUAGCCUCCCGCGGGCUACGGCCCACUCGCCAAGGCGUGCCGGCCGCGGGGCCCCGUCGUCGAGCCAUGCACAACGCCUCACCCGGCGACGCCAUUCCUCCGAGCAGGUCCCACCAGGGCCCGAGCCGGAGGCUGACUUCCGCUCGGGAAAGUGGCUCCAAGAGCGCGCCGGAGGGGACACCAGGGACUCGCGGCAGGCUGCGCGUGCUGGGAUGGGAUCUAGGCACAGGAUCUGUAGUCGGGAAGAAGUAGUGAUCCCGUGUGCUUCUGACAAUGAUUCAGGGAGUGUGGAUUUGCAGCUGAGCAACUUAGAGAAUAUUGAAAAAGAUCCAAGUAGCCUUGAACUUACAGACUCCAACAUCUCUGACAUCGCUGAACUCUCUCGGGAACCGCUCACAGAUAGCUUCAGACGCCUGACCCAAAAGGACCCCCUCAGUGAGUCCAUUGUUGAGAGGCUGAUCCAGUCUAUCCAGGAGGUUUUUGAUGGUGAGCUACAGAGUGAACUUGAGAAGCUGACAUUCCUACGAUCUUUGUCUUCUCUCAGCCGAACUUUACCCUAUGAUGACACCACAGAAUCAUUCAUUCACAGCCACAUAGAAGACGUUGUGUGCAUCCUAAAUAUGCUGGUAGAAGAGGAGCCUGUGCAUUCUCUCUUGAGCUCUGUGCUCCAGGAGGUCUUUGUCACCAUCGCUGACCUCAGCUACCAAGGUGUCCACUUGCUAUCUGGCUCUGAAGAUGGAGCUGAUUUGUUCAGUCUUAUUACAAAAAGUAUAAUCACUCUGCCCUCCGUAACGACUCUUAUCCAGCUGCAGGAAAUCAUGCCAAGUGGGUCCUACAACACAGAGUGUCUCUACAGGCAGACGUUUCAAGCAUUCUCUGAGAUGCUCCAGAGUUUGGUAGUAGAAGAUCCACAUUUGGAAAAUCUUGACACCAUUUUUAAGCAAAUGGACCCCUGGUUACAAUCAACCAAAGACCAUGAGCGGGAACGGGCCACAGCCAGCAUGGCUCAAGUACUAAAGUGCUUAUCCAGACAUCUCAGCCUGAAGCUUCCACUGCGAUUCCAAAGGCUUGGGCACCGAGUGGCUCUGCUGGCGCUACUGUGUGGGGACCCAGUGAAGGAGGUAGCGGAGGAGGCCGCGGCGGGCACGCACUACCUGCUGCAUAUCACCCUAAGGCUGAAGUAUAUCAGUUAUGACAAAAAUCACCCAAGCUUGAGAAGAGCAAUGAAAAAGUGUCGAGAACUCCUAGAACUCUACAGUAUUAAACGGUUCUACAGUUGUCCCUUCAAAAUUGCCCAGGUCUUCGAAGUUUUUCUCAAUUCAAAUGAGCUUUGCCAGUUUGUAAUGACUAUAUUGGAUAGCCUGGAAAAUCUGAAACAUCCCUCCACCCAGCAAUCAGCAGGAGAAUUGCUGCUAACAUUGGUGAAAAAUGCAGAGUCCCGAUUUGAGAAGGUACCAGAAAUUAUGGGAGUUAUCUGUGCCCGGCUAUGCAUAAUCAGCCAGCCUAGAGUCCGACGACAAAUCAUAAAUACUGUGAGUUUGUUUAUCUCCAGGCCCAAGUACACAGAUAUAGUGAUCAACCACCUUCUGUGUCAUCCAGUACCAUAUGACAGGCAUCUGGGUGAGUUGUGGAGAACUCUGGAGGUGGAACUGCCCAGCACCACCUGGAUUCUGUGGAGACUUCUGAGGAAGCUGCAGAAAUGCCAUAAUGCACCCACCCAAGAGAAGAUGGCCUAUGUGGCUGUUGCUGCAACAGAUGCCCUUUAUGAGGUGUUUGUGGGCAACAGGCUCCGAGCAGCUACAUUCAGACUCUUUCCUCAGCUUCUCAUGACACUGCUCAUCCAGAUACACCACAGCAUCGGUCUCACCAUGUCUGAUGUCGCCAUCCCAAGUGGCCUGUACACGGAACAGGAAAUGUCUUCAGAGGUCACCCCUUUGUGCUUCGCCAUACAGGCUACAAAGACUCUCCUCCUCAGAACAUUGUGCUGGCAGGAAUUCAACAUCAUGGAAAAGAAUAAAGGAUGGACCCUCCUGGAAGGAAAAGAGUGCCAUCUUCAGGGAGUAUCUCUCCUUGCCAAUGCGUUGCUGGAAAGAAAUCGCCUCCUUGCACAUAAAGUCAUGUACUUGUUGGUCCCUCUUCUUAACCGAGGGAAUGAUAAACAUAAACUCACAUCUGCAGGAUUUUUCGUGGAGCUUCUCCAGAGUCCAGUGGCUAGGAGACUGCCCAGCAUAUACUCUGUUGUCCGCUUGAAAGACUGGCUACAUCAUGGAAAUAGUGUCUUCAAAUUUCUUGCCCUAAAGGGACUGCGCUAUCUUAUCAAACACCAGGAGAUGAGGGAAGGCAUCAAGAGCCUGUUGCCGUGCAUCUUAGACCUCUUAUGUGAAACCGACGAGAAGAUUGUUUUGUUGGCCAUCCAGAUACUCUUGCAACUUGUUGGAACAAUGGAUUUCACUACCCUGACAGCCAUGAUGAAGACCCUGUUCUCCCUAUUUGGUGAUGUGAGACCUGAUGUUCAUCGUUUCUCCAUGACCCUCUUUGGAGCCUCCAUAAAGUCUGUGAAAUACACAGAUAAGAAGAGUGUAGAGAAUCAAGUCCUGGACAGCCUUGUCCCACUACUUCUGUAUUCUCAGGAUGAAAAUGAUGCAGUAGCUGAGGAGAGCAGGCAAGUCCUAACCAUAUGUGCCCAGUUCCUGAAGUGGAAGCUGCCCCAAGAAGUGUACUGCAAAGAUCCCUGGUACAUCAGCCCUCGGGAAGCUGGAGCAGUCUGCAGAUUCUUUGGAAAAAAAUGCCAGGGGACAGUUAACCUCCUCGCCCAAACAUUGAUGUUCUCCAAGAACGCAAAGCUUCCUAUCAGGAGAGCAGCAGUCUUAUUCGUAGGACUCUUAUUAAAGUACGUGGAUCACAGUGAGCUCAGGAUGAAGGGCACUGACUGGAUAGAGAACGAUCUGAGAGAUCUGCUGGGUGAUCCUGAGCCCUCUCUGCGCAUCAUCGCCUCUCGGGCUCUCUUCCGAGUGCAGAAGGUGGGGGCUGAACCAGAUCCCAGGCAGUCCGUUUGCGGGCUGAGGAACCUCAUCAGAUGUCUUCCUACUUAG
Messenger RNA from Neomonachus schauinslandi (Hawaiian monk seal), 3173 nucleotides. It is a transcript of the gene MROH8, whose product is annotated as maestro heat like repeat family member 8. Gene Ontology annotation, cellular component: cytoplasm. The coding region runs from base 24 to 3173 and encodes 1049 amino acids. Lineage: Eukaryota; Metazoa; Chordata; Mammalia; Carnivora; Phocidae. The record is from RefSeq and is a predicted model, not a curated record. The transcript is spliced from 23 exons.